CCCCGCAAAGGGCCGCUGGGGGACGGAAACGCGCGUCUGGCCAUGGCUGACGCGAACAAAGAGUUACCCGUCGACAGUUUGGAAGGUUUUAAAAGCAAACCUCCCAUUUUGCCUCCCGAGGUAACGCUCUGCUGCAAUUGAAACGCAUCUCGAAUGUAUAUUUCCAUCAAGGAACGUGAGCUAGGGCUGUAUAGGCUUAAUAGCCCGUUGGUCUACCGCACCCAGUCCAAAGCGUCCAAAAGCCUUAUCGACCGCCUCACCCUUUCCCAAGUCCUCAAUUCCCACACAGGCUGCGUCAACACAGUUUGUUGGUCAGACGAUGGACAGUACCUCUUGUCUGGUUCUGACGACACACACCUCGGUCUAUGGUCCUACAGCCCUGGUCCAUGCUUUUCCGCCACCUCCCCGUCUCCAACAACCCUCCUAGCUCGUAUCCCAACUCGACACCGUGCAAACAUUUUUUCUGCCAAAUUCAUGCCGGGAACAUCGAGCUCGAUUGCAGUGUGUUGUGCUGGAGAUGGGGAUGUGAGGGUUUUGGAUCUGUUUUUGGGGGAUGGACGGGAACGAGGAACCAUCAGGGCUGUAUAUGGUUGUCAUAGAGAUAGGGUAAAGAGAGUGUUGCCUGUGGAUAGCAAUGUGUUUUUAACAUGUGCUGAGGAUGGUUCGGUCCGUCAAUUUGACCUCCGAGUCCCUCACCUGUGCUCACCCGAUCAGCCAUGCGCCCCACCUCUGGUAAACUUUGCGCCGUACCACAUCUCACUCAACAGCAUUUCGAUAGACCCAAUCAACCUGAACCGUUUCGUCGUUGCUGGGGACAAUCCAUACUUGUACAUGCAUGACAGGCGUUUUCCCACCAACUGUAUUAGACGGUUUGCCCCAGACGGCCAAGUACAGCCUCAUGAACAUGUCACAGCAGCAAAGUUUGCAGAUAGUGCUCGAGAGUUGAUUGGAAGUUGGAGUGGUGGAGAUGUAUGCUUAUUUGAUGUUGAGGGGGUGGAGUAUCAAGGUUGGAAUGGAAAUGCGGUCAGAAACGGAUUGGGGAGAGGACGAAUGAAGGAUCAUGGGAGUCAUUUGGAUAAAAAAGAACAAGCAGAAACCUCAAAAGCGCUUGAAGAAGAACAACCAGGCACAGACGAGGAGGAUGACGAGGACGAUGCGGUAUCACUCCUCCCAGCCGAAACUAUUCAGUCACUUGAAACCCGCAUUCGGACAGGAUUUGCCAAUUCGGAUAUUCCAUCUGUCAUUGAAUCCGCAACAUCACUGGUAAAAGAUUAUAACCUGCGGGCAAGCUUAAACUCUCCAGUUGGGCGAAAGACAAGGACUGCUGAGCGGGCAAGACUGUAUCGACAACGCGCAAAGGCGUGGCUUCUUUACACCAUCAGCAAGAUACAAACCUCGCAGCGCCCUCGAAAACGAAAACGGGCAUCCACCCACGGUGAAGCUGAGUCGCAGACGGAGCCGGAAGGUAGUGACACUCUGACUCCCGACUUGAACUCCAUGACCGCUGUCGAGUGUCUUCAGCACGCGGCCAGGGACAUGACUCGGUUCCUCAUCCUUACUGAUGCGAUGCCCUCCUGCCAUAUCUUUCGCGCCGUUUCACAAUGGGGUUUAGCGGUUUUGGCAGAUUCAACUGACGCACGAAUAGAGCAUGCGCGUGAGGCCCUGAAAGAAUUGCAAGGCGUUCAGGAGGGUAACGGGUUUAGAGAGUGCGUCCAAGGGAUUGAGAGAUGCAUGGGUGCAGAGUUUGAUACUGAAGAUUGGAUUCGGUGGUGCGAAAAAUGGAUUACUAGUUCCGAUGACAAUGACAAUAGCGAAAGCGAGCGGCCACCAGAGAGUUCAGAACAUUCACAAGCCGCCUCAAGCAACAGUGACGUUGAUUCCAUAUGGACAUCCGAUGAGGAACCCACGACUCUCACCACUACCCACACCCACGUAGCAUACUCUACAGUCCCCAUCAUCACCCCAUCCAAAACCUACAAAGGCCAUGCCAACAUCCAAACCAUCAAAGACGCAACCUUUCUCUCCUCAGACAAGUACAUUGCCUCCGGAUCCGACGACGGCACCGUUUUUAUCUGGGACAAGCAAACAACUCGCAUCAUCCAAAUCCUCCGUGCGGACGCCGAAGUCGUCAACGUGGUCGCUCAGCACCCUUUUAUGCCCGUCUUGGGCGUCAGCGGGAUUGAUCAAACAGUCAAGAUUUUUGAACCCGUCUACCCAUCUGAUGGUCUUCCAUCCACUAUACCUGUCCCCAAUGAAGAAAAAUUGGUCCCGUUUUCUCAUUUCAUGACCAGAGGACCGAUGGGUACCCUCCCUCCUUCAUCUUCUCUCUUAUCCUCUAUGGACCAGGUGAUAAGAGAUAAUGAGCAGCGAAAGUGUGAGAUGGGUGGAGUGGUUAGUUUUCGGAUGGUUGCAGAGGCGUUGGCGGAAUUGAGAGGGGAGGGAGGGGAUGUGGAGUGUUGUAUCAUGUAGUCAUUGAUGCUCUUCUCCCAUCGUUUGUAGCUCUGUAAGUGGCCAAUGUAAUUAUUUGCGGGGUGCGGUUUCGUUUGUUGUAAAUAGCGGUAUGUAGAUGUAGGGUUGCCCCGGUUCUUUUUUUUUGGGUCGCUACAUGUUGACAAACUGUAAAUGCCAUACUCUAUCCAUCACUAUUCUGCCGACAAAUACCACUAAUAUCUUUAAAACCCCC
This is a messenger RNA of Spizellomyces punctatus DAOM BR117, 2683 nucleotides long. RefSeq lists its product as uncharacterized. Gene Ontology annotation, molecular function: protein binding. Lineage: Eukaryota; Fungi; Chytridiomycota; Chytridiomycetes; Spizellomycetales; Spizellomycetaceae. Gene Ontology annotation, biological process: negative regulation of fatty acid biosynthetic process. Bases 154 to 2469 code for a protein of 771 amino acids. The record is from RefSeq and is a predicted model, not a curated record. The transcript has 3 exons. Gene Ontology annotation, cellular component: cytoplasm; Cul4-RING E3 ubiquitin ligase complex.